Messenger RNA from Symbiodinium sp. CCMP2456, 2322 nucleotides. Lineage: Eukaryota; Dinophyceae; Suessiales; Symbiodiniaceae. The record is from the annotation of a GenBank genome assembly.
AUGGACUCGCAAGACCGCCUUGCCUUGGGGACCCGGGCGGAGCUUCCCAGCCGUGACAGUUGCUGGCCAGAGUUUCGGGAUCUGGCCGUGUACCGCCGGCUGCCGCGGCCGCGGCUGGGCUCGCGAUCCUGGGUGCGAACCCACAGCCGGCGCUUCAUCAAGGCCACCUUCAAUGACGUCGUCGAUUUUCGUGACUGCACGUCCUUGAAUGCCGGCCGCUUGUUGUGCAUGUCCCUGGCCUACACCGAAGAAGGGGUCACCGAAUGGCUGCAGCCCAUGAUGGCGGCGCUGGUCAAGUUCUACUCCGGACGAGCCUGGGCAGCAGCGGAUGCCAGGGCCAUGCAGACCUACAGCACCGUCUGCAAGCUGCUCGGGGCUUUUCUGGAGCCAACUUCUCUCUGGACGCAGCUGAGGGGAGCCCUGGACGCAGACUCGACCAUGGACCUGGAUCAGCGCGUCGCAAGUGUCCGGAUCCUGGCCAUGGCCCUGGAGGGCCACGUCGAGGUAUUGGAGAGCAUCCAGCCGCCGGAUCCAUCCCUGGGCCUUGGUCAGUUGGAGCCGGUCCUGCCGGAGCUCAUCGAUGCCGUGCACGGCUCGGAUCUGCUUCUGUCGCCAACGCCGGAGUCGCGCGAGGCUAUGUGGAUGCUCCUGUCGGCCUUCCUGGAGCCCCUCCGGCCCUUCCUGACGGAGUCACAAGUCUCCCAGCUGCUGUUCAUCUCCCUAGCGUUGGCGUCGAAGGCUCCUGUGGAAGAGCUGCCUGAGACCGUCAAAGCGAAGAAGGCCUCGGCGACUUUGAGCCAGGUGGCAGACAACGAGGAGAUCUUGGACGCCCAGAAGCUCGACAGGGCCCUGGCAGCCCUGAGCAGCGGAUUGGCCGAGGUGCCCAAGUCAAGCCUGGACUCCUUGGACGACUUGGACGACGACCUUCCGCCGGAGUCGGAGGUGCCGCCGCUGCGGCGGCUCUUUGAACGCGCCUUCGCCCAUGUCAUGGACCGAGUGGGGGACUCCUUCCAGGUCUUCCGAAGCGUGCUGCACCUGAGCCCGACAGAGGUGCUGCUGCAGGCGGCCAACCAGGAGCAGAUCCUGUCACAUCUGGCUGAUUUUGCAGGGGCCGCCGCAGCCUUGGAGACGCGGGUCUCUUCCCAGGCUCUGGGUGUGCGGCUCGCCUUGCGGACUGCUGAGACUCCAGGGGGACGCGGCUUCGCUACGAAGGUCCUGGAACUCCUCGGCGCCGCGCUGGUGCAGGCGUCACAGGGUCCGAGCUACCGUGCUCUAUCCGUGCCUGUGGCCCUUGCCGGCUGCGCAGCCUACCGGCGCUUCUUCUUGCGCCGAGGGGCAGACGUGGCUUUGGCUGCGUCGGAUGCAUCACAAGGCGCCAGCUCUUCCAGCCUACUGCACUGGAUGCAGUCGACUUUUGCAGACCAGGAGCUCUACAAGCGUCUGCACCUCGCCAUGGAGCAUGCCGAGAAGGUGCUGACAGGAUCCGGCCAGGAUGAUUGGGUGCUCGAGAAGGCCAGGACCAUCAGGUUGGAGUCGGAGCGGCAAGCGGCUGUUCUACGAGGAGCAGCAGCGUCCACCGCCCUCCUGGCGCUGCGGCAGGGGCUCCUAGCCCAGAAACGGCCGCCCUGGUCAGCAGAAGCAGGCCGCUCGCUGUUUUUGGCCGUGGCGUCCACACUUGGGGUGGCUGCUUCCACGCUCGAGCCGCCCUUCGUGCGGCCGACGCCCCCGUCGCUGCUCCUCUACACUGCGGAGCUCCUCCGCUUGCUCCUUCACCUGCCGGCUGAUGCGGAGGAAGCAGAUGCCAGUGCGGAGAUGGCGUCCAGCCCUUUCCAGCUGCUCGACGACGCGGCACGCGCCAUCCACGCUCUCCCGGUGCCCAAGACCCAACCGCGUCUCCCGCCGGGGCUGCGGAUCAGCAGAGAGGAAGAGGAGCAGCUGGUCUCGAACUAUAUCGGGGCCUUGUUGGAGUUGAACCUCACGCUGCCACCCGAUCCCAAGGCGAAAUCCGCGCCGGCCAGCCUGGAGGAGUCUGGCAAGGAUCUGGCACUAGGUUGGGACGAGGCGCUCCUGUCGCCAGGCGCCGAGCCGAAGACAUCAGCUGCCGCAGAGGUGUCAAGGGUGCUGGCGCAGAGCUCUGAGUGCCAGCGCUGGAAUGCCGCCUACGCGCUCUACCGGUUGGGUGUAGACCUGGGCGGCAUCUUCAAGGAGUCCUUCGAAGCCUGCGUCGCGCGUUGGCGCAAGAAGAAGGAGCAGGGCAAGGUUCUACUUGCCCAGGACGUGCUCCAGCGAUCUCAGAAAACGCUGCGAAGUUUCACAGGUUGA